AAGGCUGCAAUCAACCCUUUAUGUGUGUUUGUGGGUGAAUUUUGAACUUUGUUAACCCAGAGUGUCCUUGACUUGGUCUCAAGAGGAUCCCUGAUUUGUACUUGCCUGUUUUCCUUUCUGCUGCAGAUGUAUGUUUUAACUGCCUAAAAAAACCCCUGAAAGUGACAUGUCAGUAAAUUUUCCGCAUCUCACCUGUGAAGGAAGUUCCUCCCGCCCUGUGCUGAUGAAUUGGAGGGAAAUGCUUUUUUCAGCUGAUAAAAAGAAAUAAAAUUCCGUGCCCUUCCCAAAGGAGGAAUUCAACAAUUGGACAAGUGAUGUGGGACCAUGUGUUGGUUGUCAACCAGAAGGAUUUAGAAUAAUGAGAAGGUUGUGACCAUCAAGGGGGGGAUGUCAGCGCUGCCUUCCUGGGAUUGGAGGAUCGAAAAGGAGAAAGGACCAGAACUGUUUGAUCCAGGCUGCUUUUGACUGCUGCCUCAAUCUGCUGUACCCUGGUGGUGGUGGAAGAACAGGGCAGUGGUUCCUGCUGGGUUCUGUGGUGUCACCACAGCAGGGUCACCAUGAAUGUAACAAGUUUAUUCUCCUUCACCAGCCCAGCAGUGAAGAGGCUGUUGGGGUGGAAGCAAGGGGACGAAGAAGAGAAGUGGGCAGAGAAAGCUGUUGAUGCAUUAGUGAAAAAACUGAAAAAGAAGAAAGGUGCUAUGGAGGAGCUGGAGAAAGCCCUGAGCUGUCCUGGCCAGCCCAGCAACUGUGUGACAAUCCCUCGUUCCCUGGAUGGCCGGCUCCAGGUGUCACACAGGAAGGGGCUCCCGCACGUCAUCUACUGCAGAGUGUGGCGCUGGCCCGACCUGCAGAGCCACCACGAACUGAAACCUCUGGAAUGCUGCGAGUUCCCCUUUGGGUCAAAGCAGAAGGAGGUUUGCAUCAAUCCCUACCACUACAAGCGGGUGGAAAGUCCUGUUCUUCCUCCGGUGCUGGUGCCGAGGCACAGCGAGUACAACCCCCAGCACAGCCUCCUGGCGCAGUUCCGCAACCUGGGGCAGAACGAGCCCCACAUGCCGCACAACGCCACCUUCCCGGACUCCUUCCAGCAGCCCAGCAGCCACCCCUUCCCCCACUCGCCCAGCAGCAGCUACCCCAACUCACCUGGGAGCAGCAGCAGCACCUACCCCCAUUCUCCAGCCAGCUCAGACCCGGGCAGCCCUUUCCAGAUGCCAGCUGAUACUCCCCCGCCCACUUACCUGCCUCCGGAAGAUCCGAUGACACACGAUACCUCGCAGCCCAUGGAUACCAACAUGAUGGCACCUGCAAUUCCCCCUGACGUGCACAGAGGAGAUGUCCAGGCCGUCGCUUACGAAGAGCCCAAGCACUGGUGCUCCAUCGUCUACUACGAGCUGAACAACCGCGUCGGGGAGGCGUUCCACGCGUCCUCCACCAGCAUCCUGGUGGAUGGCUUCACUGACCCCUCCAACAACAAGAACAGGUUCUGCCUGGGGCUGCUCUCCAACGUCAACCGCAACUCCACCAUUGAGAACACCAGGCGGCACAUCGGCAAAGGUGUCCAUCUGUACUACGUUGGAGGGGAGGUGUACGCUGAGUGUUUGAGCGACAGCAGCAUCUUCGUGCAAAGCCGGAACUGCAACUACCACCACGGCUUCCACCCCACCACGGUCUGCAAAAUCCCCAGUGGCUGCAGUCUGAAGAUUUUCAAUAAUCAAGAGUUUGCUCAGCUCCUGGCUCAGUCUGUGAACCAUGGCUUUGAGACAGUGUACGAGCUUACUAAGAUGUGCACUCUCCGGAUGAGUUUUGUAAAGGGCUGGGGAGCUGAAUAUCAUCGCCAGGAUGUAACGAGCACUCCAUGCUGGAUAGAGAUACAUCUCCAUGGUCCCCUUCAGUGGCUGGAUAAAGUACUUACUCAGAUGGGCUCUCCUCAUAAUCCUAUUUCUUCAGUGUCUUAAAAGGUCCCAAGCUCCUGCAUUUUGGAAACAGUUGAGCCUUGCAUGUACUUGAAAGAUGUAUGAGUCAGACACGCGUUUUUGUUUUUUUUCCCCCCUCAGCUGGCAACAGCUGAAAAAGAGCCAUGAAAACACUUGACUUCUGUGACCAACUGCUGGGUUCAGAAAACAAAGAUAAAUAAACCCCUUUGACAUACUGUUGGUAUAAAGAAUUUUAGUUUACAUUGUAAUGUACUGUUGUGGAGUUGAUUUACAGGGCUUAGUACAAGAGGGACAACAGAGCCAAAGCCAAACUCAGUGUGCUGGACAGAGUUCCCGAAGGAUUUUCCGGCAGCCUUCACUCUUAAGAUUCUCCUUCCUUACAUUCAGCACUCACUGGUUCCCCCCACGUCCUCUGGAGCUGAGAGUGGAUGUUGGCCAAGUCUGCUUCUUGCAGCCUCUCUUCAGUACUUCUUGGAAACACUACACUGAUGGCUGCUGUUCUCUUUCAAAGUAAAAGCAAGCAUAAGGUUUAAUCUCAAUAACUGUGUGCUAUCUCUGAAAUUGUGUCCUGACCAUACUGCUGUAAGAAUGUUAGGUAUGUUCUUUUGCUAAAUGUAUGUACGGUGUAUUUGAAAGUUUAGAAAUUAAUUAGAUUUAGACCAUAAAGGAAUUAGGAAUAUUUGAAUGGGGGGAGGUGGGAGUGGGAGGGGAAAAUGACAGCUGAAAUGUAGAAUAUAUUGUAAACAUAGCGUGUUAGUUUAAACUGAGGUCUGAAUUUUGUUGUGCAUUUUGUUUUCAUAGUGGCUUCAUCUUGUUAGUUCUGACUAUUUUUGCCUCUUCCUUUUCCCCCAAAGCAAUUGUGCAGCUUCUUUUACCCAUGAAGAGGACAAAAUUAUUAAUUACUGCAGUUUUGAAGGCUGUAGCUCUAUGUAUUUCAAGACAAAUUUGUACAGAGUGCUCUUUAACUAUUGAGCAGUUUUUUACAGUUUAUGUAACAAAAGUAGGCUUUUAAUUUUGUGAGAGAAUCUUGUUUUGCCAAACCUAGUAACUGUUAAUUGUCUGGAGGAGUUCAGUAUCCCUGUGGGGGUCUAUUUCAAACUUUAAAAUAUAUAUAUAUAUUUUUAAUUUUUUUUUCUGCUUGAUUUAUUUUCUUCUCUUUGCUCUUUUAUAUUCAUGUAAGCUGUAGUACUUUCAAGUACUUUUUUUCCAAAACUAGUGGGUCCUCUUUACUGGAAAUUUUGAAUAAAACCUGUUGUUACUGCUUACAUUUGAUUAAAACCUUGUCUUGUCCACUUCUUAGCAGACUCUUAACAAGCCAGAUAAAGGUGUGGUCUUGGAGGAGGAACAGCUAGAAAUGAAGAUGUGCUGAGCUUAGAUGUAAUGAUUAGUACAGGUUAGUAGCGCUGCUAAACUCAGGAGCAAGGGGAGGCUGAGCAGCAGAGCUCAGUGUGUGUUCAGCCAGACACAGAAUGCAUCUGUCUGUCUCUGUAAUGACUAACUGAGUGGUAGCCCUUUUUGGAAUAUGAGUCAAUGCCACCUUUUUCUCCUCUUUUUUCCUUUUUUCUUUUUUUGGUGGUUUUGUUAAAGUUAAUUCCACAGCUUGGCUUAGUAUAUACAUUUUUUUAAAUUAAAAAAUUAAAAGUUCUCUCCUUGCUCAGGGGAAAAAAUCCAUAAUGUACAAGUUCCCUAUUGAGAGGAACCUGCUGCUUUUACAUUCCAGGAAAAUAACAGGUUUUUUGGUUUCUUUUCAGAUUCAGUUUGACAUAUCUUUUUCAUAAAGAAGUGGUCAUAGCACAAAUGUAAGCCUUAAAAAUAAAUAAAAUGUAGAGAUGACCAAAAAGUGGAAGAAUGCUGUUUGCUGCUCAGGCACUGCCUUUGUUUUUGAUAUCUUCAGCCCCUGCUACAUAAACUCCCAGCUGUUCCAAACAGUUUCAUUGCUUUUUAUGGGAUGCAGCUGUGAGGUACUG
This is a messenger RNA of Zonotrichia leucophrys gambelii, 3901 nucleotides long. RefSeq names its product SMAD family member 1 (gene SMAD1). Bases 558 to 1955 code for a protein of 465 amino acids. The record is from RefSeq and is a predicted model, not a curated record. Gene Ontology annotation, biological process: BMP signaling pathway; SMAD protein signal transduction; anatomical structure morphogenesis. Gene Ontology annotation, cellular component: heteromeric SMAD protein complex. The transcript is spliced from 8 exons. Gene Ontology annotation, molecular function: DNA-binding transcription factor activity, RNA polymerase II-specific; I-SMAD binding; RNA polymerase II cis-regulatory region sequence-specific DNA binding. NCBI's taxonomy places the organism in Eukaryota, Metazoa, Chordata, Aves, Passeriformes, Passerellidae.